UGGGGUAAAAGUUAUUGCGGCAGCGGAAAAAAAAACCAGGCCCCCGGCGCACACAAUUUCUCCAACCACAGCCCGAUCUAGCUGAGGCUCGAGACAUCACGAGCCUAUCAAUUGACAGUCGGCGAAUCCAGGGUAGAAUAACCCCAAGCAAACCAAGUACGUCGUUUUCUCGGUCGGGUGCACGCCGGGGAGCUUUUCUGGGACGAGGAGCGGGGCUCACCGACCUGAAAACGAGACCUCUCCCAUCCACCGCCGCCUGUCCCGCAGACGUUCACCCUCCUCCGCAAUCAUGGAUGUCCAGGAGAGAUUGAAGAAGCUGGGCGCGACUGCUCGUAUUGGUGGCAAGGGUACCCCCCGGAGAAAGGUCAAGCGGGCGCCGGCGCGGUCCAGCGGCGAUGACAAGAAGCUUCAGCAGACCCUGAAGAAGCUCAACGUACAGCCCAUCCAGGCCAUAGAGGAAGUUAAUAUGUUCAAGAGUGACGGCAAUGUCAUUCACUUUGCCGCCCCUAAGGUGCACGCCGCCGUACCCGCCAACACCUUCGCCAUUUACGGCAACGGCGAGGACAAGGAGCUUACUGAGCUUGUCCCCGGAAUCCUGAACCAGCUUGGCCCCGAUUCGCUGGCGUCGCUGCGCAAGCUGGCCGAGAGCUACCAGAGCAUGCAGAAGGGCGAGAAGGAGGCUGAUGAUGAUGAUAUCCCGGAUCUUGUGGCGGGCGAGAGCUUCGAGAACAAGGUCGAGUAGAGCCCAGUCGUCAUCCCCCGCCAACUUGUAGCGGCGUGAAACAAGACAUUUGGCCCACGCUCUCUUUUUCGCUGCCUCUCUGCCCUCAUCUGCUGUUUCUUUUUUUCGAUAGUGGCAGGGGGUAGGAAACGAAAUCUAUUCUAUAAGGACCGGCGGCGUCAAUUGGUGUUUCGUGUGGAAUUAGGCUCCUUGCGCCACCUUAACGGCCUGAUAAGGUUUGAGAAGGAGAACGGGUAUGAGCGGGGAGUGAAGGAACAAAAUAUACAAACAACACGAUGGUGAUCACCUCCCAUCAGGAUAUCUAUCACGGAGACAACGUGGAAUCGCCCUACGAGUAACCAGCAACGACAGGCGUUAAUUGU
Molecule: messenger RNA, 1104 nt
Organism: Lasiosphaeria miniovina
Lineage: Eukaryota; Fungi; Ascomycota; Sordariomycetes; Sordariales; Lasiosphaeriaceae
Product: NAC domain-containing protein
Exons: 4
Coding region: 290-742 (150 amino acids)
Cellular component (GO): cytosol; nascent polypeptide-associated complex
Source: RefSeq, a predicted model, not a curated record